UUCUUUAAAGAAGGGUGUGUCUCUCCCAGGAACAGUCUGUUUGCUGACCACUUCUCCUCGGCUCUCCGACCACCCCGGGCUGAGCGUUUGACGGCCAGAGGUGCUGCAGUCUGCGGUCAGUUGAGGUGGAGGAGCUGCUGGAGUCCAGGAGUCUCCUCUGUGUGCCUCUGGGACGCCCUGUGGACCUGCACUGGACUGAGGCUGGGACGUUGAGUUGAAUCCACGAUGGGGGACCUGAUUUCCAGCCACCUGGAUGAAUCCAAGCGGGAACUGAUCUCAGCUCGCACUGGAAAUGUGAUGGGAGAGUUUGGCUGUUUGUACGAGCAGCAGUAUGCAGUGGCUCUCUUUAACAAAGUCCGCUAUGAUAUUGAAGGAGUAGGUGGCCCACAACCUCAGCUGCUUCACCGCAAGAUUCCCCUGGAGAACAAGUCCAUCUUCUCUGGCUCACUCAGUCAGUACCUGGAGGAGAACAAGAAAUGGAGAAACCACUUCUUCUUCAUCUCAGAUUCCUACAACAUUGACUACUAUGACAGCAAAGCGUCCCAUGACAGACGCCACAAUCCCAAAGGAACCAUCAACUGUGCAGGCUACAAAGUACUCACAUCUAUGGAGCAAUAUUUGGAUCUGAUAAGCAACAGCCUGCCUGGUGUGAAAGCAAAAGUGGGAAGUUCACCCUUCCUAAAAUGUGCCACCCAGUUUCCUCUGAUCCUGUGGCACCCUUAUGCCCGCCACUAUUGCUUCUGUGUGUUGACUGAGAAAGAGCAGCAGAAAUGGCAUGCGGUCCUCCAGGACUGCGUCAGACACGCCAACAAUGGUUUGUCAGAGGAAAAUAGAGUCCAGACGCCAGCCUUCACUGAUGCAGUACGAAUCUACCGCCAAACUAAAGGGCACUACGGCACAUGGGAGAUGAUGUGUGGUGUUCCAUCUCAGAUCCUGUCUAACUUGGUGAUGGAGGACCUCCUCCCUGAGCUGAAGGAGCUCAUCUCCCCCCGCCUCAAAGGCAAACUGCCUGAGAGGCAGAGGAACUGGAUGCUGAUCAGUGAUGCAGUGUACAGCUUGGUACAGAGGCAGUGCCAGGACCAGUAUGAGGCGGUGUUGCAGAAAUGUGAGGCAGCCCACUCCUCUCUAGAAGCCUCCAUACGAACAGACAUGGACCAGAUCAUCACCUCCAAGGAGCACGUCACCAACAAGAUCAGAGAGGUGGUUCUUCCUAAGGCUGAGAAGCUGCUGAAGGUGAGUAUCCAGCCUUACAUCAGCUCCAUCCUGGAAGCCCUGAUGGAACCAACGAGUAGAGGCUUCUUUGAGGUCCGGGAUGUUUUCUCCAGAGAGCUGUUGGACAUGAGCAAAAACACUCUGAACGAGGGCACAAAGGAGACUGUGGCACAGCACAUGGAGAAGAUCUUCAUGCUGGCCUUCCAUCCGGUGAAGAUGCAGAGCUGCUAUGAGAAGGUGGAGAGGCUGAGUCUGGAGGGUCUGCAGCAGAGGUUUGAUGUCUCCAGCCCCUCAGUGUUCGUCCACAGGGCCCAGAUUCUCAUGAGAGAGCAAAUGGACAAUCUAGUGUAUACGUUUGAGCAGAUCUUUCACCAGAGUCUGGAGUCUCAGGGUACUGAGGAUCUCUGCAAGACCAUUCAGCGCUGCCAGGACAGAGUCAUUAAGAAAUUUGACUAUGACAGCAGCACAGUGAGGAAGCGUUUUUUCCGUGAGGCUCUCCUGCAGAUCUUCAUCCCCUACAUGCUGAAGCAGCUCAGCCCUGCCUGUGCCUCUGAGCUGCCGCGCUUCCAAGAGCUUAUCUUUGAGGACUUUUCUCGCUUCAUCCUGGUGGAGAACAUCUUUGAGGAGGUGGUACUGCACUCUGUCAUGAAGGACAUCAUGAUGGCUGUGAAAGAGGCUGCCGUCCAGAGGAAACACAACCUGUAUCGGGACAGCAUUUGCCUCAGCAACAGCGACCCCAACCUGCACUUACUGGGAGAAAACCCUUCUGUCGACUGGACCGCAAAGUAUGCAAAAACCCAGGAGGACAAUGAUGGAGCUGGAGAAGACGUUGAAGAGGACAGCGAUGCCAAAUGCGGGGAGUCUCAGAAAAGGAGGGUAAAGCAGGUGGUGUCCAUGAUCCAGGAUGAGGACUCAGUGGUGCUGCCUAGUGAGUCAUGCUUGGAGGUGUCCAGUGUUAAGGACCUGCCAGAGGAGGAUAAAGAUGAGGAGGAUGAGGAUGAGGAUGAGGAGAAUGUGGAUAAAAUGGCUUCCUCAGAGCCGAAUGAACCUGCAGUUUCCACAGUGUCAGAAAAGGCUUCAGAUCUGAGCAACGGUGCUGUCUUAAAGGAAGAGGACGGUAAACCAGAGGAGCCCCAGAUAGAAGGCAUCCUGCUGAAGAAUGAAUCAGCUGCUGAAGGUGGUUUAGCUGUAAAAGAGGAGGAUGAGGGAGCAGACAGCCAGCUGGUGGAGGAGGAGCAGCCCUCCUUUAACCAGGAGUCACAGGAGGCGUUGCCACCUCCUCCUAAGGAAAUGCCAUCUGGAACUACAGAGGCUGCUUCUGUCAGCCCUCCAGAGGCGACAUCUGACUCUCCUCCAUGUCCACAUGAUGACAGUCAUAACCAGUUUCCCACUGAAGUGGAGGAUAAGGAGGAGGAGGUCUCUAGCACAGCUGACCUACAACCCACAUAGGAGCACCUGAGGGGGAAGGAGGCAAAUGUAGCCACAAAACCUGUGACUCUGAGACCAGAGAGGACAUCAUUUCCAUUUUUCUGACCUAAUCUGAACCCAGCUUCCUUUUGUUUUUGUUUUUUUAAACAUUAAAAGACAUUUGUAGCAUUUUGACCACAGCAGUAAAUCACUCAGCAGAAGCGCUCAUUCGCAGUCCUCCUUGUAGUUUUCACAACUCUGCAUGUGACAAAAACUUCAGCUUGAGUCAACACAAUCCCCACACCUAGUUUCUCUUCACCUGGUGGAGGAAAUACGAGCACAGCGGAGGGCCUUGAGUUUGUAAGGGUGUGUUAUAACCUGUGACAUGUUGUAAGAACAGCAUAGUUGGGGUGCCUUUGGUGAAAUACGUGUUGAUUUAGCUCCCAAAACUGUCUUGAUUAGCUAGUAGGUGACCUGCAGUGAGUAGAUUCUUUUCUGACUGUAUUUUAUAUAAAAAGCAGUUGGUGUUAUUUGGAACUUAAUAAGGUUCUCACACUUGGUUCAUCUCAAACCAAGCGUGAGAACCAAAACUCCAGCUUCUUAUUGGACCUAAUUAACCAAUAGAAAAUGUCUUUCAGAAUGCAGAAACAUUGUUUUUUUCCUUGUCAGACUUGCAUGUAAUUAAUUGUCUUAAUGAACACAGACAUCUCAAGACUUGACUAUUUUUUUGUGUUAUUGGGGAUUACAUUAUUUUCUAUGACUUUAUUCCAUAACAAAGAAAGCGUGUGUAUAUUCUAUAUAAAUGCAUGUAUGGACCAGUGAACUGCCAAACUGUCACUUUGCAUCAUUUUAUAUCAUUUUGUCAGUGCCUUAGCUGAUCUCUUUCACCUCGUGUUUAUUUAUUUGGCACCCUUCUAUUCUGUGAUUGAUAUUCUUUUAGAUUAUUUUACUCUUGUGUGAUGUAAAUGACUAUUAUUGAUAAUAAAUCAUUAUUGAUUACAUAAA
Acanthochromis polyacanthus (spiny chromis) is the source of this 3624-nucleotide messenger RNA. Its product is annotated as protein Niban 2-like. The record is from RefSeq and is a predicted model, not a curated record. NCBI's taxonomy places the organism in Eukaryota, Metazoa, Chordata, Actinopteri, Pomacentridae. Bases 226 to 2661 code for a protein of 811 amino acids. The transcript has 14 exons.